Molecule: messenger RNA, 2799 nt
Organism: Salpingoeca rosetta
Lineage: Eukaryota; Choanoflagellata; Craspedida; Salpingoecidae
Exons: 4
Coding region: 163-2799 (878 amino acids)
Source: RefSeq, a predicted model, not a curated record
CACCACCACCACCACCACCCCACAUCCAGCAGCACAUCCUUUACGUGCCCUGAGUUGUCGACCGAAUAUAGCCGGUCACCAAUCCCACCAAUCAACCACCAAUACCAACACCAGCACAACCAAAAGCCACCACCACCACCCCGCUUGUGCCGUGUUGGGCUCAUGAAGAUCAUGGGAGAAACGAGUGUUCGCCAGACCCAUUCCAUGCGCCACCCCAUCCUGGAACGUCGCCCACGCCAUGCCAGCCACAGCCACCACGACCACGACCUUCAUGACCAUAACGACCACACCAACCACCACGACUGUUAUGACACCAAGGACAAUGUGCACCUCACCAAGCACCGCCGCUACCGCCGUCGCCGCAAGCGCCAUCUUGGCACAUGCAUUGUGGCCGCCCUGUACCUGAGCCUGCACACCACGGCAACCUUUUCACCCAACAGCAUCGCACACGCCUCCCUCCUGCCCACACCCGCAGACUUCCUGACCCGCUCACAGGCCCAGAGCACAGCCGACGCAGCAUCAACAGCAGCCACAGCCGUGUCAACCAACAGCGAGGAUGUGGCACCGACUGGCGCUGACGAUACGAAUGACAUCAACGGCGACAUUCCAUCGCCGUGGGGUGACCUGGCCAUGGGCACGUUUGCAUGCUGGUUCCCGACACCCUUCCAUGAGGAGAUUGCGUCAUCUGCGCGUGCAUCUGAGGCCCUCGUCCACGCCGUCCUCGCCGCCGCGUCCGUGUCUUCCUCUGUGCUCAAGGGCCACAGCGUCACCACAUAUGUCGGGGACAGGGACACUGCCGGCGUGAAGGUCGAGCUAUCCAUCAACGGCACCGCUGCACUCCAGCACCUGUUCGACAUGGCCGAGGACCCCGGCAUUGCCAUCCGUCUUGAUGGUGACGGGCUCGUUGUCGCGCGCCCGCUCAUUGCGCCCUCCGAUGGCGAUUGCGAGACGCGUGGUGACUGCUCGACCGUGUAUCCGCCGACCAAAGGUGCCGGCAAGCUGGACACCCCGCACCUGGUGAUUAUUGUGCUGGGCAGUGUGGUUGGCGGUGUUGCGCUGGUGACUGCGGUGCUGAUGAUGGGCGGCGUGUUCAGGUCGCACAGCAGCGGCGGUCGCAGCUUCUUCUUGUCGGCGACGCAAUCGUCGUCGUCGUCGUCGUCGCGUGGUCACAGUGGCGGGGUGAGCGUGCUGCAGUUGGGCGCGCAGGUGAGCAACGGCAGCGCGUCCAACCACCAAGAUCCGCACCAGCAGCACCGUGGCGAUGAUGGGUUUGGUGGCAACACCGCCAUGCUCCCCAUGCACACGCUGGACGACCUGGUGGGCAGCAACGCCAACCCGCCCUUUGGCGACGCAGCCACCAUGUAUGCGCCCCACGGCACGCACUACACCUCGCCCUCCAUGCAGUUCAACUCGCCGCCGCACAAUGACAUCAGCAACAGCCACUCGUCGAACGGCGACAGCAGCGGCGCGUCGCCCCGUUCAUCGUCAGAGGACCUCACCUCCCUCACCCGCAGCAACAGCAGCCACGGCCACGGCAGCCGCGCGUCUCUGGUGGUGCAGCCUGCGGUUGUUCCACUGCACGUGGGCGAGCAUGACGGCGUGGCGGAUAUGGGCAUGGAUCGCGUUGACAGCGGCGUUGCUCACGACCAGCACUAUCACCAGCAGCCGCAUGAGUACAGCCACCAGUCGCAUCAGCACCAAUAUCACGAGCACCAGCAGCACGAGCACCAGCAACAGCAGCAGCAGCAAGCACUUGCUGUUCCGCACCAUGCCGAGGUGUUGUCUCAGCAGCCACCGAUGAUGGACAUGCAGUUUGAUCUUGAGGACCCCCAUAUGGCGUCCAUCCCUCUGGACGUGAGCAACGACCUGUUUACAGAUAUGUUCAGCAUGCACUCGCCCGGCCUCGCUGCCGCCUUGGCAGAGGACGCCAACUCGCUCCCACCCAUGACGCAGCCGACGCACGCGCAUACACAGCCGCAGCACAGCACGCUGCAAAUGCAGCUGAGCAGCACGCACAACCCGCACGGCGCAGCCGUCGGCAUGCAGCAACAGCAGCACCACCAGCAGCAGAGGACGGGGCACGUUGUGCAGCAGCCGCGGUUGUGGGAGCGCCGCCGCCACCAUCGCCAAGGCGUCACCACGCAGCAGCAGCAGCAGCAGCAGCAGCAACGUGUUGAUGCGAUGCCAGACGCGCUUGAUCACCUCCUGCUUAACAUGCCAACGUCGACGGCACUUCCUCCCCCUCCUCACCCACAGCAGCAGCAACAGCAGCAGCAGCAGCAGCAGCAGCAGCAGCAAGGACUGCCUCAGCUUAAUGUUCGGAGCGGCAACGGCAGCAGCAGCAGCAACAACAGCACUGGUGCCAAGAACAACAAAGGCGGAAGCAAGAAGAAGGCCACGCAGCUGAAGAAGAAGGGUGGGGAGCAGGACAGCGGGGCAAACAUGCCAAACAAGGGUGCAAGCGCUGUUCGCAAGCCCACCAAGGGCACCACAAAGAGGGCCCGGCAGCAGGCGAGCCAGGAUAAGCCCAAGACGCGCGUGCGCGAUCGUCGCGAAUACAUGAAGUCGUACAGACGUCAGCGCCGUCAGCUGAUUGAUGAGCUGCAAGAGCGCGUGGCGCAGAAGGAGCAGGAGAAGCAGCAGUUGCAGACGCGCGUGGACGAGUUGGAGGACUUGGUGAGCCGCUUCAAGCAGAUGCUUCCACCACACAUGUUCACUGCCGUCGUCAACGCGACAAACAACAGCAACAGCAACAGGGGUGACGAGGGUGUGAUGAAUGUCACAACAUCGCAGUGCUGA